Molecule: messenger RNA, 1467 nt
Organism: Canis lupus familiaris (dog)
Lineage: Eukaryota; Metazoa; Chordata; Mammalia; Carnivora; Canidae
Gene: ADM
Product: adrenomedullin
Biological process (GO): adenylate cyclase-activating G protein-coupled receptor signaling pathway; positive regulation of heart rate; regulation of systemic arterial blood pressure
Cellular component (GO): extracellular region
Molecular function (GO): hormone activity; adrenomedullin receptor binding
Source: RefSeq, marked provisional
GCGGAACAACUCGAGCCUCGCCACCUCUGGUUUCUCACCGCAGCUUGGACGUUGGGGUUUUGCCAGCACCAGAGCGACGUCUCAGACCUUCUCCUCCCGGAUCUUGGCAGAUCACCCCCUCAGCAGGGUCUGCGCAUCGCCGCCAGCAUGAAGCUGGUUCCCGUCGCCCUCUUAUACCUGGGCUCCCUCGCCUUCUUGGGCGCGGACACCGCACGGCUAGACGUGGCGUCAGAGUUCCGAAAGAAGUGGAAUAAAUGGGCUGUAAGUCGUGGAAAGAGGGAACUUCGAGUGUCCAGCAGCUAUCCCACCGGGCUCGCUGAAGUGAAGGCCGGGCCGGCCCAGACUCUUAUUCGGACCCAGGACGUGAAGGGCGCCUCUCGCAACCCCCAGACCAGCGGUCCGGACGCCGCCCGCAUCCGAGUCAAACGCUACCGCCAGAGUAUGAACAAUUUCCAGGGCCCGCGGAGCUUCGGCUGCCGCUUCGGAACGUGCACGGUGCAGAAACUGGCGCACCAGAUCUACCAGUUCACAGACAAGGACAAGGACGGCGUCGCCCCCAGGAGCAAGAUUAGCCCUCAGGGCUACGGCCGCCGGCGCCGGCGCUCCCUGCCCGAGCCCGGCCUUCGCCGGACUCUGUUGUUCCCGGAGCCACGGCCAGGCGGGGCUCCGGCCCCCCGGGCGCAUCAGGUGCUCGCCAACCUCCUUAAGAUGUAGGCGCCUGUGGCAGCAGCGAACUGGCGCGCGUGUGCAUCCCGCUGGCUUCCCCCUGGGCGGAGGGCUUCCCCGAGCCGAGCCCCUCUGCCGAUGGAAGUCGGGCAGAGACCGGGAUUCCGGGAGGCACCGUCCCGCGGCCAGCCCUGGCUUUGCGCGAGCCCCUUCUCCUCGGAGGCACGGAUCCCUCUGUCCCAAGCCGGCCCAGGUGUCCCGUGGGGGGCAGAGGAAUGCAAGGGAGGCCUGCCAGGCUCACGGAGAGGAUUAACUGAGAAUUAAAUGAGAAUUAAAUGCUUGAGACCCUCCCCCCUCCCCCCCCAGGGACAGGGGUCUGAGUCACUGCCGUGCCUGCCCACAAACUGAUUUCUCACGGGGUGUCACCCCACCGGGGCGCAAGCCUCACUAUUACUUGAACUUUCCAAAACCUAGAGAGGAAAAGUGCAAUGCGUGUUGUAUAUACAGAGGUAACUAUCAAUAUUUAAGUUCGUUGCUGUCAGAAGAUUUUUUUUGUAACUUCAAAUAUAGAGAUAUUUUUGUACGUUAUAUAUUGUAUUAAGGGCAUUUAAAAACCAUUGCAUUGUCCCCCUCCCCACUUAUUUUAAUACGUGAAUGUCUCAGCGAGGUGUAACGUUGUUUUUGCUGCAGAGUGUGUGAGUGUGCGUGAGAGACUUAUUACCUCUUGUGGAAGAAGGAACACCGUGUCUCUGCAUUAUCUAUUUACAUAAAAUGGGUGAUAUGCGAAAAUAGCAAAUCAAU